Messenger RNA from Magnolia sinica, 3366 nucleotides. Its product is annotated as receptor-like protein EIX2. The record is from RefSeq and is a predicted model, not a curated record. NCBI's taxonomy places the organism in Eukaryota, Viridiplantae, Streptophyta, Magnoliopsida, Magnoliales, Magnoliaceae. Bases 86 to 3193 code for a protein of 1035 amino acids. Gene Ontology annotation, molecular function: protein binding. The transcript has a single exon.
CGGUCUUCAAAUCUUAUAAAUUGAGGAUAGCGUCGGGAGAAAUUAUCAAAGAAGCUAUUUUGUAUUUCUACAGCUGAGAGAAGGAAUGGAGAGAAGAAGCUUUCUUGUUUCCCUCUUUCUAAUAAAAGUGAUAAUAUAUUGGGGAGGAUUUUGGAAGGCGAGUAGUAAUUGCUUGGAUUCUGAGAGAAAAGCUCUGACCACCUUUCGGAAGGCUCUGAACGAUCCCUCCAAUCUUCUCUCUUCUUGGGAUGAUGGCUCAGACUGCUGCAAAUGGAGAGGAAUUACCUGCCACAACAUGACUGGGUAUGUUCUUAAACUCGACCUCCACACUUAUAACGGCAGUUAUUUGGAUGAUGGAGGCCUCUUAGAUCCAGCUUUCAGUCUAAGUGGCGGAAUUGAUCCAGCUUUGGUUGAACUGAAGCAUCUUCAGUUCUUGGACUUGAGCUUUAAUGCUUUUAAUGGCACACGAAUUCCAGAUUUCUUGGGUUCGGUGAAGGAGUUGAGGCAUUUGAACUUAUCAUGGGCAGGGUUCGGAGGGACAAUUCCUCACCAGCUUGGAAACCUCUCUCACCUCAUUUCCUUGCGCCUUAAUUAUCCCCAGCUCGGAAACCCCCGUCCCCUCAUUUCCUCGCGCCUUUCGUCAGAUUCUUUGAGUGCCAAAAACCUGUGGUGGUUGACAAGCCUACCUUCUCUCAAGUACCUCGACAUGUCUUAUGUGAACCUUUCCAUGGCAAGCCAUGAUUGGGUCCACGUAAUGAACAUGUCUCCUUCCCUCGUUGAGCUAAUCUUACCAGGUUGUGGUCUUUCAUAUAUUUCUCCAACUCUUCCUUCUGUUAAUUUCACAUCUCUCCGUGUCCUUGAUCUCAGUUCCAACAACUUCAAUUCUAGCAUUCCAAACUGGAUCGCUAACAUUAGUAGCCUCGUGUUCUUGGAUCUCUCAUAUAACAAUUUUCAUGGUGAGUUUCCAUAUCAAUUUUCACAACUUCCCAACUUGGAAGAGCUGCGCCUCCGAGGAGAUGCAGAUAAACUCAGUGCUAACUGUUCAGAACUCCUUGAAGGCAGCUGGAGUAGGAUCAAGAUACUUGAACUGUAUUUGGGUCAUCUAUAUGGAGAAAUCCCAGUGUCUACUGGCAAUAUAACAUCACUUGAGUCUCUCCGGCUGUCUUUCGAUGAGAAUACAAGAGGUAGCAUUCCAAGAGCCAUAACUAAGCUUAUCAAUUUAGAGACCCUGAGAUUGUAUAGAUACCGUAUGCAUGCAGCCAUUCCUGAUUGGUUACCUGAGCUAAAAAAUCUUAGAGAUCUUCAUCUCCACGAUUGCAUGCUACUGGGCCCAAUACCUGCAGCUCUACUUGGAGGAUUGUCUUCUUUAGAAAGUUUAGAUCUCGGUAUGAAUCAGUUGAAUGGGACAAUCCCAACAACUUUAGGACAACUUUCUAACUUGUCUUUUCUUGACCUCUCUGACAACUCCUUGACAGGAAACGUGUCUGAAACUCUUUUUGAAAACCUCAAAAACUUGAACACCUUGCGUUUGUCUUCCAAUCCUUUGGUUUUUGAUCCACACCCUGAUUGGGCCCCUCCAUUUCAGCUUUAUAUGAUUAAGCUAACAUCAUCUCAUUUAGGUCCUCGAUUUCCUCCUUGGCUACGAACACAAAAAUACAUACAGAUGUUGGAUCUCUCUAACUCAACUAUCUCUGGCAUCAUCCCCACCUGGUUUUGGAAUUUAACAUCCCAACUUGCUUCACUGAACCUUUCAAAUAACAAUAUUUCUGGCCAAUUGCCCAACAUUUUAAAACUGCAGUCUCAGGCCAACAUUGAUUUGAGUUGGAAUAAUUUCAGUGGUCCAAUACCUUGCAUAUUGAAUGGAGCCACAAUACUCGAUCUCUCCAAUAAUCAAUUUUCUGGGCAAAUCCCACCAAAUUUUACAUCCACAAUGCACGAUUUAGAAGUCUUUUCUGCUAAAGGCAACCAAAUCAGUGGUAUAAUUCCCUCAUCCAUAGAAGGAAUGAAUUCCCUGACUGCCCUUGACCUUUCCCAAAACAGUAUAAGUGGUAUUAUUCCAUUGAGAUUGGGUAAUUGUGUAGCCCUUGAGGCACUUGAUUUGAGUGAGAACAGGUUGUCGAGAGGAAUACCCAGGUCUUUGGGUCUGUUACGUCGACUCCAAACAUUGCACUUGAGCAACAAUGCUCUAUCAGGAAAAAUCCCUUUGCCUCUGAAGAAAUGUGCUAGUUUGGAGACUCUCGACCUUGGAUACAAUAAUUUCUCAGGUCAUAUUCCCACUUGGAUUGGCGAAAGCUUUCCAGUUUUAAGAAUUCUGCGCUUGCGGUCAAAUAUGUUUACUGGCAACAUCCCACCACAACUAUUAAACCUAGCUUCUCUUCAGUUCCUUGAUGUGGCACAGAACUUUUUAUCUGGUUCAAUUCCCCAAAGUUUUGAAAAUCUCAUCUCAAUGAAAAAUGAGCAGAAGAUGAACCUGUUUCUUACCUAUGGAGAGGUGAAGACAAUACAUGAUGGGAAAAACUUUCGACUGACAGAAACAUCAUAUUACAUGGAAAACUUGCUUGUGUCAAUGAAGGGGAAAAUGCUUGAAUAUACUCGAACAGUUUCAUUGGUUAUAUGCAUGGACCUUUCAACAAAUAACUUAUCUGGAGUGAUCCCUGAAGGACUCACAAAUCUUUUGGGAUUGCGUGUCUUAAACUUAUCUGGAAACCAUUUGACUGGAAAGAUCCCAGACAAGAUUGGUAAAUUGACAUUGCUGGAGUCUCUUGAUUUCUCUAAAAAUCAGCUUUCAGGAAAAAUUCCCCAGAGCAUGUCAAAUUUAACUUUUCUAAGUCACUUGAACUUGUCACACAACAAUUUUUUGGGAAAAAUUCCAUUGGGAAAUCAGCUCCAGACGCUUGAAGAUCCAUCUAUAUAUAUCGGCAACAAUGGACUCUGUGGACCUCCUCUUUCAAAUAAGUGUGUUAGUGAUAAGACAUCUCAAGGUCCGAUGCCUGUUAGUGAUGAUUUAGAAAAAGGUAAAGAAAAAUAUGAAAUGCGUUGGCUUUGCUCUGCAAUGGGACCGGGAUUUGCGGUGGGGUUUUGGACCUUCUGUGGCAUUUUAGUGCUCAAGACAUCUUGGAGGAUUGCCUAUUACCGCUUCUUUGAUGAGAUGAAAGAUAGACUUUUUUGUAAUUGUGGCAUUACUGGAUGUUAGAUUGAAGAAGUUUGUGGAAACUCAAGUCAUGAGUAAUGAAUAAUUGUUGUAAUCUAGGUUACUUUGUAAUUUUUAUUUUUAUUUUUAAUAUGAGAGUUGUAAUAAAAUGCUUAGUAAUGAGAAUUGGGGGAGGGGAUUGGUCUAUUACUCUCUCUACUGUAUACAAUUUUCAA